Messenger RNA from Schizophyllum commune H4-8, 387 nucleotides. RefSeq lists its product as uncharacterized. The record is from RefSeq and is a predicted model, not a curated record. The transcript has 3 exons. NCBI's taxonomy places the organism in Eukaryota, Fungi, Basidiomycota, Agaricomycetes, Agaricales, Schizophyllaceae. Bases 1 to 387 code for a protein of 128 amino acids.
AUGCUGUCGACUGACGCUGUGGCCGUGUCUGCCCUGGUUCUCUCAGGACUCGCUAUCGCUUCUAACGAAGGACAAGGCAAGCUCGUAUCCUUCUCCCCGCAAGGACAGACCUUCGAGUGCGGCUUCGCGGUCGAGAGCGACGGAAACGCCGUCUUCCUUCCUUCGGCCGUCUUUGACAAAGCGUACUGCAACAAGAGGAUCAAGGCUAGCAACCCUGGCGGCAACGGCGAGGCCAUUGAGCCUGUCAUUGCUGGCAUACACGACUCUGGUGAUGCCCUAAACGGAGAUGCUACCUUGUAUUUGACGCCCGAUGCGUUCGCGAAGUUCGUUGGCGGCGGCGUGCCUCACUCGCCAAAGGAUGUCGAGGUCGUAUGGGAUUACGAGUGA